Diachasma alloeum is the source of this 840-nucleotide messenger RNA. RefSeq lists its product as uncharacterized. The transcript has 4 exons. The record is from RefSeq and is a predicted model, not a curated record. The coding region runs from base 63 to 755 and encodes 230 amino acids. Lineage: Eukaryota; Metazoa; Arthropoda; Insecta; Hymenoptera; Braconidae.
GUCAAUCGUUGGAGCGACAACUGAAUCUUCGCUUCAGGGGCAAUUGAUUUGAGAGGGGAUCGAUGCCGUCCCGAGACUUGAAACGCAACCCUUACCCAGUGCCUGAUGUCUCCACUGAGGGAUUUUGGCUUCCAGAUGGUCCAAUUCUCGGUAAAAACGUGUCGGAGAAAGACAGAGAUUGGGCGACUAGGUUAGAGCCGCACGAGCGGUUAUUUGCUCAUCACACACUCACAAGCAUUCGGAGAGAUCACCGUCUCAUUAGGCCUCAGGUACCCGAUGAUGCACUAGACCUAGCACUUUCCGCUGCUUACGUUCACAGUGAGGACACCAUGGUCCCCAAGAUGUACGUCAUCAUGCAGCCAGAGUCCCUGAACUGGGAGACUUGGCGAGUCCUUCGAAAUGACAUGAAGUCAUCCUCCACCUCCGCCCUGAAAUAUAAAACAAAGCCCCGAGAUACCCCAAAGAAGAAGGCGCCUUUGACAAAAACAAAGACGUCAGCAAAACCAACGAAAAGUGCAGCUGCUGGUGGAGCUCGAGGCGCAGUAAGAGACACUGGAUCAAAGGUACCAAGAAAAGGGGAUGAAGACGACGAUAUUCUGGAUAAGGAGCACAGACGACUGACUUACGCUGCACAAAUGAUGGCAAUCGAGAGGAUUCAUCCAAGCAGUCUAAAGCUGGCUAUCGACGGUCCUCAUAUAGGUCUCACAAAUCCAGGGUACAGUCGUAAAAUCGAUGGGACAUUUUACAGCAUAUAAAUUUACUAAAAUGAUACAAAACUCAGCACUCAACCAUUCCAAUUUUUUUCCCUCAAUUUUGUAAAGCCCUUUCAACAAAAAUAGG